GGAGGAGGGAGUAGAUGUUUGCAUUUGUGUGUGUGUGUGUGUGUGUGUGUGUGUGUGUGUGUGUGUGUGUGUGUGUCAUGUGUACGCGUGGCUGUGGUUCAGACUGUUGAAUGGAAGGGCCUUGUGCAGCUUCAGUCCAGCGGCAGUAGCCUGCUCGCUCUGCAGUGAAGCACAUGUACAACCCGAGUGUGUGAGUGUGUGCACGAGUGUGUGUAAGUGUGUGAGUGUGUGUGACCCCGUGUGACAGCGUUGACAACUAGCCAAGGCAGCCGGCAGCGUGCUGAGCGCCAGGGGGCAUUAAUUAUACCUUGCGGCAAUCGAUAAUAUUCGUAGAAGCCCAAUUUCUUGGCAGGGACUCCUACUUCAAUUUCUUAACUGCCAUGAAUUUCUGGAGUUCCCCCUGCCAGCAUCUCACCUUGCUGCUGCCACUGCCGCUGCCACUUCUGCUGCCACUUCUGCUGCCGCUGUGGCUGAGCCCUCCUCAGCAGGUAGAAGCCCACCCACAAUGCCUGGACUACAAGCCUCCGUUCCAGCCUCUAGAGCCGCUGGUCUUCUGCAAGGAAUACGCCAAGUUUGGAUGCUGUGAUUUGGACAGGGACAACCAGAUUUCCCGGCAGUUCUACCAGAUUAUGGAGUACUUUGAUCAUUCCGGUUUCAUGGUCUGUGGGAAGUACAUCCGAAACAUUCUGUGCCAGGAAUGUUCUCCGUACGCAGCUCACCUGUACGAUGCUGAGGACGCUAACACCCCCAUGCGGGAGCUCCCCGGACUGUGCCGCGGCUACUGCAACGAUUACUGGCAGCAGUGCCGGUACAGCCUGAGCCUGCUGACCAACAACAACAUCACCGAGACCAUCGAGGAGAACCAGGAGAAGUUCUGCGACUACCUGGAACUGAAGGACCCGGAAUACUGCUACCCAAACGUUCUGUCCAGCGACGAGCUGAACGCCAACCUGGGGAACGUCCAGGCCGACCGCAAGGGCUGCCUCCAGCUCUGUCUGGAGGAGGUAGCUAACGGUCUCCGUAACCCCGUAGCGAUGAUCCACGCCGACGACGGUUCUCACCGCUUCUUCGUAGCCGAGCAGCUGGGCUACGUGUGGGUGUACCUGGCGAACGGCUCCAGGAUCGACAGGCCCUUCCUGAACCUCACCAGGGCCGUGCUGACGUCGCCGUGGGCCGGGGACGAGCGGGGCUUCCUCUGCAUGGCUCUGCACCCCCGGUUCAGCGAGGUGAAGAAGGCCUACGUCUAUUACUCAGUUUCUGUUAAACGACAGGAGAGGAUCCGGAUCAGCGAGUUCACGCUGUCCGACACCGACAUGAACAUGCUGGACCACUCGUCUGAGAGGACGCUUCUGGAAGUUGUGGAACCAGCAUCCAAUCACAAUGGAGGACAGUUGCUGUUUGGAUUGGACGGAUAUCUUUAUAUAUUUAUAGGAGAUGGAGGCAGAGCUGGAGAUCCCUUUGGCCUGUUCGGGAAUUCUCAAAAUAAAUCGACUCUACUGGGAAAAGUCCUGCGAGUCGACGUGAACAAUAACGAAGACAGCGUCCCCUACGCCAUCCCCCCCGAUAACCCCUUCAUCUCCGAGAAAGACGCCCGGCCCGAGGUCUACGCCUACGGGGUCCGAAACAUGUGGCGCUGCUCCAUCGACAGGGGAGAUCCAAUCACGGCUGAGGGGCGGGGCCGAAUGUUCUGUGGAGAUGUCGGACAGAACAAGUUUGAGGAGGUGGACCUGAUUGAAAAAGGUGGAAACUAUGGAUGGAGAGCAAAAGAGGGAUUUUCAUGUUACGACAACAAACUGUGUCUCAACUCCUCCCUUGAUGAUGUUCUACCCAUUUUCGCGUAUCCACAUAAGCUGGGGAAAUCAGUAACAGGUGGUUACAUCUACAGGGGCUGCGAGAUGCCAAAUCUGAACGGACUCUACAUCUUUGGGGACUUUAUGAGCGGGCGACUGAUGUCUCUGAAGGAGGAUCCAGAAACAGGAAGUUGGAACUACACUGAGAUUUGCAUGGGAAAAGACAAGACCUGCCGCUUCCCCAAACUCAUCAACAGCUACUACAAGUACAUUAUAUCCUUUGGUGAAGACGAGGCAGGUGAGCUGUACUUCUUAGCUACAGGAGUGCCGAGUGCUUCUGCCAGAGCAGGAGUGGUGUAUAAAAUAGUGGAUCCAUCCAGGAGAGCGCCGCCGGGAAAGUGCAGCAAGAAGCCGUCGCCGGUUCAAAUCAAAGGCAAACUUAUUCACUUCCACCCAAAGGCGGAGUUUGUGAUCAACAAGAAACCUACGACAACGGCUCCUCCAAAAACCAAACCCACUACUAAACCUGGAUUAACCAUCAAUCAAACCAAGGCCAGAACCACGCGAAAGCCUCCGGCCUCAACUACAAGAACCCCGAAACCAACACCCACCCAAAAACCCAGAGUAUCCAACCAGAAACCUCAGAUUCCCAAACCAAAACCAACCUUCAGACCAGCAACAACAAACCCGGCUGUUCUCAGAAGACUCCAGACUCCAGCUGUUACUACGGUGCAUCCACAUCUGGACCGAACCACAACCGCAAGACCUGGAUAUGUCACGACAUUGAGGACAAGACAUACGACUAGACCUCCGACCACGCCUCGCCGGCCAAUCAUUCCAACACCAAACCCGUACCGUUUCUCAACCAAUCGACCGGUGACCACCCCCAGACCACAGGUAUUCUGGACUACAGCUUCCAAACCCACCUCAAAGGUCCAGCAACCCAACUUCACGAUCCCCAAAUCAGAAGACAAGCCUCCGGAAGGUGCGGCAGGCAAGUCCGACCAACCAGGAGGCAGCUCUCAUAAAAGGGGGCGGGGCAAAGGCAGGAAAAGAGGGAAAGGAGGUCGGAGAAGGUCCAGGGCUGGGCAGGUUCGACUGGUCAGUGCCGAUAACCGCUCAUAUCAUGGGCGAGUCGAGAUUUUUCUAAAAGGCGAAUGGGGAACGGUCUGCGACGACCUCUUUAAUCUCAAAGCGGCGGUGGUGGUGUGCCGGCAGCUCGGCUUCCCCUUCGCCGUACGAGUCGCCAAACGGGCCGAAAUGGGUCAAGGUGCAAGCGGCCUCAGCAUCCUGCUGGACGAUGUGGAGUGCGAGGGAUCGGAAAGGACACUGCUGGACUGCAAACGGGCGAAAAUCGGCAAACACAACUGCGGCCAUGAUGAAGACGUUGGGGUUGUGUGCGGGUAUGAAGAGGGCGACGUCGAGUGACGGUUCUGCCCGAGCUGCCGGGUUUUACUACACUCUUGAUAAUAAAGGUGCUUCAAAGGUUCUUUAAGGACCAGUUUCGGUUCCAUGAAGAACCAGGUUUGUAGUAGAGAUUCUGUAUAUAUAACCUAAGAUCUAAGUGGUUCUUCUAUACAGUUGUCCUUUUAAGGCAUUUUUAAGGGAUUUUGGCACGCCAGUCCUUUUUUUCUUCUAUAGUUCUUAUAAUACGCCAAAAAUUCUGAAACAUCCAGAAUUUUCAAAUCUAGACCUUGAAUCAAGUUUCCACCUCUGGAUUUCCAGUUCCAGUUCUUUUUCUUCUUCUAUUGUUUCUCUGCCUCAUAAUACGCGUCUUGUUAUACGUCCGAAAGUCUGAAACGUUUGGAUUUUUUAAAUCUAGACCUCGAAUCAAGUUUCUAAUUCUGGAUUUUGUUUGCAUUAGAAAUUUAUGGAACGGUUAACACAGUCCAGGCUAGGAUACUGGAUACUAUGUCCUGAUUUGAAGACAUCUAUCAUAAAAUAACCUGUUUUGGUUCCUUGAGGAACUAUGUUUCCAAGGGUCUUAACAUUUUCUUUAAAUAAUUUAAUUUGAUUUACUGUAAAAGUUCUUUAUUGAUUUAUCUUAUUUUCACCAAGUCCAAAGUAUACCAAGACCAAGUACAUUUAGUUUUGGUUUCACACUGCAAUUUAGUGUCUUUACAGACUGUUGUCAUCAUCACCUAAGUAGGCGAAGUCUUCCAAUACUUUAAAAUGAUUGGUUUGUAAAAAAGAGGCGUAUGUCAGAUUAUAAUAUGUUGUCAAUUCCUCAAGAUACUUUUUUUUAGGGGUUGUGCCAAAUUCUACACCCUGACAGAAUUUGACUUCCGAAUUUGUCUUUGUGCUCAUAGCACAUGGCUCUCCGUGUCUCUCCUAGUCUCCGCCUAUGUCUUCCGUGCUCCCAUCCGUGUUCAUUUGUAGCUCCGCCCCCUUAUUAUCUGUCCCCAGGGGUUUCCUGUUUCCUCCAUGUGUAUUUAAGCCCCUGUGGUUUCAGUGUUAGGUAGUCUGGUCUUGUGCAUGUUCUACGUCAGUCAGGUUGCUGUUUCUUUUUUUUCUGUUUUGUUAGUUUAUUUAAUGUUAAUUCUACUAGUCCUGUCUGUUCAUCUAUCUUAUUUUAAGUUUAGUUUUGGUUUAUUGUUUCUUUUCUUGUUAUUAAUUAACUGACGUAGGACAUGCACAAAACCAGACAAACUUACACUGAAAACACAGGGGCAUAAAUACACAUGGAAGGAAC
Astyanax mexicanus (Mexican tetra) is the source of this 4482-nucleotide messenger RNA. Its product is annotated as HHIP-like protein 1. Bases 381 to 3218 code for a protein of 945 amino acids. The record is from RefSeq and is a predicted model, not a curated record. Gene Ontology annotation, cellular component: membrane. The transcript has 9 exons. NCBI's taxonomy places the organism in Eukaryota, Metazoa, Chordata, Actinopteri, Characiformes, Acestrorhamphidae.